AUAGAAAAUUUCAGUCCAGAGUUACUUCUCCUUUAAUCAAUAACAUUCCAUUCAAACAUUUUUAGCAUAAUACCAAAGCAUACAAAGAAAACGAUAAGUCGAGAGUAAUAAGAAAGUUGUUUGUAAACAUCGCGGGGCCAGUCUAAAUGAUUUAACGUAAAAAUGUUUUAUUUUGUAAUUAUUUUAUCGAUUUCCCUAUUAGCGUCCCAAACCACACCAACAUUAUCAACGCUGAUUCAUAAAAUUCUUUUCAAACGACCCAGUGAAUCAGAGUUUGCAUUUUUAACCGGUGAAGAUAGUAGUGCCGUUGCGGAUUGCGCUAAAGAAGUAUGUGAUGAGAAAAAGCUCAUGUUACGUCUGGCUACGCUGAAAGUUAUUAGCCCGGAACGAAUCGUUCUAAUGUUCACUUCGGAUAAUUUGAAUGACUUGUGCAGGAAGUUAGGUUCAAACAUCGAUGAAGUUAAGCAUGAAUUCAAGUCAUGUACUCCGUUGAAACGGGACAAUCUUUACUGGAUGCUAUUCCAAGGAGUAGAAUCAAUGUAUGGAAAAAUAUGCAACUCUACCAAACCCGGAAAAUCUUUACAAAAUCUGAUCAACAAUCGUGAUUGCAUCGUUGAGUUACGUGAGGAGUAUAUCGAUUGUGAAGGGCCGGCUGAUUGGUUUGAAAAGGAGAACCAAACGACUUUGUGCGAGAUCUACCACGACGUAUUAAAUUGUCAGUUCGUUAAGACAGCCGAAUUGUGUGGAAUGGAAGUGGCUCAUUCACUUAGACUGUUGACGAAGACCGUUUUCGAUGGUACAUUGUUGUUCAAAUGCAAUGUUGGUGAUCCGCCAAAUAUUCCAUGCCCCAUGCCAAAUGAAGAAUAUUCGGCCUCAAUUGCGACGAGGCAAAACACACUUGGGCUAACAAUAUUGGUUUCCGUAUAUUUAUUCAGCUGCUAAUAAAGAUCUUAAUUCCUUAAUUGUUCUUUUUGCUGCCACCGAAACCAGCAAAGCCCAUUAUAGCCGCAAUGUCUGAUGUAGCCUUACUAUCAGCAUCGUCCGCUUCCUCUUCGGCCUUUCGCUUGCGAUCUUUCCGUUUUUCCCGUUUAUAUUCUUUGUAUCGUUCCUCCUCUUCCUUGGCCUCGCGAA
Bradysia coprophila is the source of this 1131-nucleotide messenger RNA. RefSeq lists its product as uncharacterized. The record is from RefSeq and is a predicted model, not a curated record. Lineage: Eukaryota; Metazoa; Arthropoda; Insecta; Diptera; Sciaridae.